CACACACGGAGAAUACAGAGAGACACAGACAGACACGGAGAGAGAGAGACAGACCGGGAGAGAGAGGAGGACACAACAACAUCACUACGAAAACAAACCGGCACGUCAACACACACACACACACACACACACACACUGCGGACACUUUUACUCAACUUUUUUCCUUCACGAACGUCUUUUUUUUUUCUUUUUUCUUUUUUUUACUUAAAAUCUAGUUUUUGUUUCUAAAUCAUUGUUGACUGUUUGAGUUUUUUGGGAUGUAAGAAUCACUGAGGAGUUUGGUGUUUUUUCUGCGUCCAGGCGGAGACUUGUUUCCAUUUUGUCUCACAUUUCAAAGGCGAAGUUGUAACUUUUUUUUAUACACACACGCGCGCACACACACACACACACACACACGCAUAAAGCGGCGACAUUUUCAUGACAUUGUAACAAACUCGUUCGGCUCCGUCACCACUCGACCAUGGCGGAAGCGGCUCAGCAGCAGCCACACCUGGUGGACAUAGACCCGGAUUUCGAGCCCCUGUCGCGGCCCCGCUCCUGCACUUGGCCGCUGCCCCGGCCGGAGUUCCUCAACCCGGGCGACUCCAACACGUCGUCGCCGGUGCCCUCCGUGAAGCAGGAGCCCGCGGGCGGCUGCGGCAGCGGCAGCAACAACGGCGACUUCAUCAGCAGCUUGAGUCUGCUGGAGGAGAGCGAGGACUUCCCGGAGCAGAAGCCUGUCAUCCUGUGCGCCGAUGACUUCCAGUGUCAGGAGAACUGUGUGCACCACCAGCAGCAGCAGCAGCAACAGCAGCAGCAACAACCUCUGCAACAACAGCAGCAGCAGCAACACCAGCAGCACCAGAACCCGCAACUCCCGCAUCAGCAGCAGCAGCAGCAUCAGCAGCAGCAGCAGCAUCAGCAGCAGCAGCAGGUGCCUCUGCUCUCCUCUCCGGUCGGAUCGUCGUCCUCUGCGGCCGCAGCCGCCGCCGCCGCUGCCCAGAGGAAGAGCAGCUCCUCCCGGCGAAACGCAUGGGGGAAUAUGUCAUAUGCAGACCUCAUAACCAAAGCGAUAGAAAGUUCUCCCGAGAACCGACUCACCCUGUCACAGAUCUAUGACUGGAUGGUGAAGAGUGUGCCAUAUUUCAAGGAUAAAGGAGACAGCAACAGCUCUGCAGGAUGGAAGAACUCCAUCAGACACAACCUGUCGCUGCACAGCCGCUUCAUCCGCGUCCAGAACGAGGGCACGGGGAAGAGCUCGUGGUGGAUGCUGAACCCCGAGGGCGGGAAGAGCGGCAAGUCCCCGCGCCGCAGAGCCGCCUCCAUGGACAACAACAGCAAGUUCACCAAGAGCAGAGGACGAGCGGCGAAGAAAAAGCUGUCCCUGCAGGGCGGCCCUGACGGAGGCGCCGACAGUCCGGGCUCUUACUCCAAAUGGCCCGGCAGCCCCAAUUCCCACAGCAAUGACGACUUCGAUGCGUGGAACAGCUUCAGGCCUCGGACGAGCUCCAACGCCAGCACUCUGAGCGGCCGCCUCUCGCCCUUCAUGCCGGAGGACGACCUCGGGGAGGCAGACGUGCACAUGGGCUACCCGGGAGCUCCUGGGAGCAAAAUGACGGCCACGCUGCCCAGCCUGACGGAGAUGACUGGCUCUCUGGGACACAGUACUGAGAACGUUAUGGAGAACCUUCUGGACAACCUGAACUUGCUCUCGCCUAACAACUCUCAGGUCGGCGGCGGGGCCACGACCCCCGGCUCCUCCCAGUCCUCCCCGUCUGCCAUGAUGCAGCCGAGCCCGGGCUACCCCACCUACAGCUCCCCCAGUAUGGCCCCGCAGCCUCCGCAGGAGUAUCGCAAGUGUGCAUACGGCCAAGCGGGAAUGAACAGCCUGUCGUCCAUGCCGCUGCAGACUCUGCCAGAGAGUAAGCCCAGCUUUGUGCCCAUGGGUCAGUACAGCUGCCCCGCGGGUCUCCUGAAGGAGCUGCUGACAUCAGACUCUGACCAGCACAGCGAGCUGAUGCCGUCAGUGGACACCGUGGUGUCUCAGUCCAGCGGCGGCUGCAUGCUGCCACCGUACAGCAGCAGUCAGCAUGCGGCCAAACUCAUGGCCGGAGGGAACAGUCACCUGCACGCGCUCCCUCACUCUCAUCCGCACGGCAUGCACAGCCAGGCCAAGAACGGCCAUUUGCUCAUGUCCUUACACCACAGCGGGGGCUCAGCGCGUUUGCCUGCCACCAAGGGCCCCAUGCAGAUGCCGUACGGCCUCCCCGGGCACCUCGGCGGGGUAGGGAUGCCCGGAGGCUUCUGUCCCCUCAACACAAACGGAUACGGUCGACCGGGUCCGCCGCCGCUGUCGCACUCAGAGAAGCUGCCCAGCGACCUGGACGACAUGUCCAUCGAGAAGUUUGAGUUUGACAUGGAGACGGUCCUCCAUGACACGCUGAUGGACGGGGACUCGCUGGACUUCAACUUUGAGCCAAUGGUGACCCAGCAAAGUUUCCCUCACGGGGUAAAGACCACCACACACAGCUGGGUGUCCGGGUAGACAAACUGUGGACAGAAAAACGAAAGUUCACCUGAACUUCUGGACUGUGGUUGUUGUUGCUGUUUUGGUCAAAAACAAAAUGUGACGUUUCAAUUUCAUCUCAGAUUAAUCAUCAUGCGCACUUCAAAAGAGACUCGUCUGUAGACCGAGACCAGCUGAAGACACGACAUCCUCAGAGGCUCUGAGCUGAAGACAAUGACAUCAUCAAUCAGUUCAUUUUGAAAAUAUCAAACCUUAAAGGUCCAGUGUGUAAGAAUUAGUGACAUCUAAUGGCGAGGCGGCAGAUCGCAACAAAUGUUUCAAAACAUAUCGCAAUCAGGGAACUACGGUGGCCUUCGCGGCUCAAAAGAAUGUAAACACCUCCUUCUUUCUUGGUUUUUACGCUGACGUUAGCCGCUCUUCAUUUGCGUAGCAACCACAGACCGUUUAUAACAAGUAGUCUUCUGGUUUGCAGGGAAGUCACAAUUUACUGAGUAGCCACCAGGGGGCGAUAACCAUGGUUAAUAGCCUACUGCUAACUUGAUUCAUAACAUCAGCAAACCUUCAGCGCAUGAUUGACAGCUCGUAUUGUUCAGCACGUACCGAGUUUUUAACACAUUUUACAACUGGAAAAGACUACGCCCACUUCUUAUAUACGGUCUAUGGUCGUAAACUUUGACUUCACAUGUCCUUUCAGGCUGCCGUAGAAACAUGUCAAGAUGGCGGCCUCUGUAAAGCAAGACCCUGCCUGCAGGACUUGUAAAAGUACUCAUUCUAAACCUAAACAAUUAUUAUUUUUAAAGCAGUCACUCAUUCUUAAAUGACAUUUCCGCCUCCUAACUGUUUCACACUGGACCUUUAAGUUAAAAAUAAA
Messenger RNA from Solea senegalensis (Senegalese sole), 3377 nucleotides. RefSeq names its product forkhead box O1 a (gene foxo1a). The coding region runs from base 461 to 2524 and encodes 687 amino acids. Gene Ontology annotation, molecular function: RNA polymerase II cis-regulatory region sequence-specific DNA binding; DNA-binding transcription factor activity, RNA polymerase II-specific. The transcript has 3 exons. Gene Ontology annotation, cellular component: nucleus. The record is from RefSeq and is a predicted model, not a curated record. Gene Ontology annotation, biological process: regulation of transcription by RNA polymerase II. NCBI's taxonomy places the organism in Eukaryota, Metazoa, Chordata, Actinopteri, Pleuronectiformes, Soleidae.